AUGGAUACCAACGAGGGCAACCAAGCAUCUGAUGCGCCCGACGUCAAGAAGAUGAACGAUAUCCGACUUCGACGCCUCGCGAAGCUUGGCUCAUCGACCAGAUCUCCUAAGCCGGAGGGAGAAUCGUCAGCGGACGUCGAGACCUUAAACUCCGCAACGAGCGAAGGCAAGGCUACCAAGGCCUCGGCAGAUACGACGCUCUCAUCUACACCGAAACCCGUCGCCUCGAAUCCCUUCACACAGCUUGGUGUCAGGUCCGCAAGUGGUGCUUCGUCGCCAGCUCCUUCAAAUGCCCCAGAUAGCAACAAGCGAGUCGCCUCUGACCGCACACCCGCACCUGCUCCCGCGAAGAAGGCCUACACAGAGGAGUCAUUGGACGACUUUUCAGAUCGCACGCUCAGCCAUGUCUUCCGGAUCACAGUCGAUCCCGAGCGAGUGGUCGACGCCCAUGGCCACAAGCUUACCUUCCUGCCAGAAGCUAGCCAAGAGCUCCAGGAGAACGGGUCACCGCUCAAGCUGACCACCUCCAUCCUCGAUAGCGCCUUGCUGGAGGCCGUCACUGCUAUCCCCGCCGAGAAGCCUCUUCUUGGCUAUUUGCUACCCUCCUUCAAGCGAAUCGUCCGGACGAACAUACUGAAAGAGACGGUGGAUAAGAGGGAGGUACUCGAGGAGGCAAAGAGACUCUGCGUCAGCAACUCUUUGUUUGCGCUCACGAUACCGGAUCUCUUUGGACGAUCACGUCCCGAGAGCCUGGUCACAUAUCUGCUCAAAGGACAUGAACAGGACGAUGGAGUCUGCCUGGACUUCUUGCGGGAGGCUGUGAAGCGAUUUCCUGAGGAUGAUCAAUUCCCAGUUGCUUUUGCCGAGGCCAUGCACACACUCAGCACCAAGCUUUCGACUUUGACCAUGGAGGACGACUACAAGCCAUACAUCAGUGCUUUAAUGUCAUACACAAAGUUCCCGCCUCUUCUGAAUGCUUUGGCGCAGCAUCCCAACUUCAUGACUACUCAAACCCUGGGUGCCCAUAUUGAGAGGGAGACAAUUCUCGGUCCCUUCUUCCGCAUAUCUCCCUUGCAAUCCGAGGUGACGAUGACGUAUUUCCCAAAUCCCCGUGGCCUUGACCGGACUCGGGCUGCCCCAUCCCAAGAUGCUCUGCGAGCCAUUCUUCGAGUCCACCAGGACGAGCUCUUCACAAUCGCCAAUGCCUUUAUCCGAGCAGACACCGACACCCGAAGCCGUGUACUCGACUGGUUUGCCUCCGCUAUCAACGGCAACCACAAGCGCAGGGCUCUGCAAGUCGAUCCUAAAGAGGUAUCUUCAGACGGCUUCAUGAUGAAUUUGACCGUCGUUUUGGAUCGGUUCUGCUCUCCAUUCAUGGACACGACGUUCUCAAAGGUCGACAGAAUCGAGGUUGAGUACUUCCGUCGCAGCCCCCGUGUGAACAUCAAGGAGGAGACAAAGCUCAAUGCAGAUCAAUCGGCGUCCGAUGCAUUUUAUGCCACCAAGUCUGAAGGCAACUCAAACUUCAUUUCCGAGGUCUUCUUCUUGACUUUGGCUGCGCACCACUACGGCAGUGAGGCAACAAACUCGAAACUCAAGAGCCUGGAAAGAGAUAUCAAGUGGUACGAGAAGCAUUUGGCUGCCAUGGAAGCUGAGCGGGUCAAGGUUCAGAACCAACCACAGCAGCUUGCUAUGUUUGAGUUGACACUCAAGCGUCACACUACCGUCCUGGAGAAGGCAAUUGCCAUGAAGUUUGCCAUUGAGGGUGUUUUCCUGGACGAGAAGAUGCAAGAACUGUCCCUUCGCUUCAUGCGAUACGUGGCCGUGUGGCUCCUUCGCCUUGCCAGCCAAUCCCACUACACUCCAGACAAGGAUCUUCAGCUCCCUCUCCCCGCUCAAGCCCCCGAGGCUUUCGCAUGCCUGCCAGAAUAUGCCCUCCAGGACGUGGUCGACAACUUCAAGUUUGUCUACCGCUAUCUUCCUCAAAUCAUGCCAUCCGCUGUCGGCAGCGAGAUGAUUGCGCUCUGCAUUGCCUUCUUGCGUUCGUCAGAGUACAUCAAGAACCCUUACCUCAAAUCAUCUCUGGUCACGUUACUCUUUUCCGGUACUUGGCCCUUUAUGCACUUUAAGAAGGGCGUUUUGGGAGAUCAGCUCUACGGAUCGAAGUUCGCAAACGACAAUCUCUUGCACGCCCUCAUGAAGUUCUAUAUCGAGGCGGAGUCAACUGGUGCCAACACCCAAUUUUACGACAAAUUCAACAUUCGAUACGAGAUCUUCCAGGUCAUCAAGUGCGUCUGGGGCAACGAUGUGUACAAGCAGCAACUGACGAGGGAGAGCAAGGUAAACCGACAAUUCUUUGUUCAAUUCGUCAACUUGCUACUCAACGACGCGACUUACGUGCUUGACGAGGCACUUACAAAAUUCCCAAAGAUUCACACAUUACAGCAAGAGUUGGAGUUUGGCAACGCACUUUCCACGCAAGAUAGAGAGAAGAAGCAGGAGGAGCUGACACAAUUGGAGGGCCAGGCGGGCUCAUAUAUGCAGCUGGCUAAUGAGACGCUGGCGAUGAUGAAGCUGUUCACAUCGGCAUUAGCAUCGGCAUUCACGAUGCCUGAGAUCGUGCAGCGUCUGGCGAGCAUGCUUAACUACAAUCUGGAAACACUGGCGGGACCCAAGAUGGGUCAGCUCAAGGUGAACAACCCGACCAAGUACCAUUUCCAGCCGAGGGUUCUGCUGUCAGACUUUGUCGACAUCUACCUCAACCUGGGUUCAUCCCAGGCAUUCAUCGACGCCGUGGCAUCAGAUGGUCGCUCAUACAAGCCCGAGAUCUUUGACAAGGCUAGCUAUAUUCUCUCGAAACGCAGCAUGAAGGAGGCGAAUGAACUGGAGCGGCUCGACACAUUGAAGGCCAAGUUCCUUGAGUCGAAGCAGAUUGCGGACCAGGCGGAACUGGACCUUGGAGAUAUCCCUGCAGAGUUCGAAGACCCAAUCAUGGGAGAUUUGAUGAAGGAUCCUGUCAUCCUGCCAUCAAAGCACAUUGUCGACCGGGGAACCAUCGUGCAGCAUUUGCUGUCGGAUCCAAAGGAUCCUUUUACGCGACAGCCGAUGACUGUGGACGACGCGAUUCCUCACACGGAGCUGAAGGAGAAGAUACAGAAGUGGAGAGAGGGAAAGAUCGCGGCAGCCAAGGCUAGGGCUGCGGGCGAUGAUGCCAUGGAUACGACGGAAGGCUGA
Molecule: messenger RNA, 3234 nt
Organism: Colletotrichum orchidophilum
Lineage: Eukaryota; Fungi; Ascomycota; Sordariomycetes; Glomerellales; Glomerellaceae
Product: ubiquitin elongating factor core
Exons: 5
Coding region: 1-3234 (1077 amino acids)
Biological process (GO): protein polyubiquitination
Cellular component (GO): nucleus; cytoplasm; ubiquitin ligase complex
Molecular function (GO): ubiquitin-ubiquitin ligase activity
Source: RefSeq, a predicted model, not a curated record